UGAGCCUUGUCACGUCAUGUCUUCUAGCGUGCUGGCGAUCGCCAUUCUCAGUGUGUGGGCUGCACACUCAGCUCCAGAGGUCUCAUCUGUUCGCCAGCCAACUCCAGAGCUCCCGUCUGAUCUCAAGCCUGCUCCAGAGCUCCCGUCUGAUCUCAAGUUUGCUCCGGAGGCCCUGUCUGACCACGAGACAGACCCAGAGGCCUCACCAGUUGGAGAAGCCGCGCCAAUGCCUCCUGAGGUGUCAGCUUCGGCUGUAGGUCCUCCUAGGGAGGCGGCGUUCUGCCUCAAACUCUCUGCUUCUCCCCUUAUUCUGUCUGCCUCCUCUGUCUCUACUGUUCCUAGGUCCCAGGCCAUAAAGCGGUUUCCUGCUCCAGAGGUCCCGUCUGGUCCCAAGUCUGCUCCAGAGGUCCCGUCUGGUCCCAAGUCUGCUCCAGAGGUCCCGUCUGGUCCCAAGUCUGCUCCAGAGGUCCCGUCUGGUCCCAAGUCUGCUCCAGAGGUCCCGUCUGGUCCCAAGUCUGCUCCAGAGGUCCCGUCUGACCUCAAGUCCGCCCCCGAGGCCUUCCCCGUAGGAGAAGCUGCGCCAAUGCCUCCAGAGGUGUCAGCGUCAGCUGUGGAACCUCUUAUGGAGAGGGCGUUCACCUCAAUACUCUCUGCUUCUUCCCUUCUUCUGUCUGUCUCCUCUGUCCCUGUUCUCCCCAGAUCCCAGACCGUAACGCGGGUUCCUGUUUUUCCCCGGAGGGCCGCUCCGCCUCCUGCUCUUCCCCGGAGGACUGCUCCACCUCCAGUUCCGCCCUGGAGGAGUCCUGCGCCUCCUGCUCCUCCUCUGGCUCCGCCCUGGAGGACUCCUGUGCCUCCUGCUCCGCCUCCAGUUCCGCCCUGGAGGAGUCCUGCUCCGCCUCCAGUUCCGCCCUGGAGGACUCCUGCUCCGCCUCCAGUUCCGCCCUGGAGGAGUCCUGCUCCGCCUCCGGCUCCGCCCUGA
Labeo rohita (rohu) is the source of this 979-nucleotide messenger RNA. RefSeq lists its product as uncharacterized. Bases 17 to 979 code for a protein of 320 amino acids. The record is from RefSeq and is a predicted model, not a curated record. The transcript is spliced from 2 exons. NCBI's taxonomy places the organism in Eukaryota, Metazoa, Chordata, Actinopteri, Cypriniformes, Cyprinidae.